UAGUUCAGCUUCCGUAUUUGUAGCUGCAAAUGAGAAAGUUAAAAAAAGAAAAAGACGAACAAAUUAAUGAAUGAGUGAAAUAAAUGAGCAGGAACAAAACAGGGCAUUGUUGGAGCCGGUUGCAUUGGUGAUUGGUGUAUAAAAACCGCUACUUGGGUCUCUCUCUCUCUAUCACAUUGUUUCUGGUUUGCUUUCUCUCUUCUGUGACUGUGUCCAUGGCCGAUGGUAGAGAGCAUGGAGCUUCUUCCCCCCGGAAGAGUGAUAAUGCUUCUGGUGAAGGAACAAAUAAAACCCUGACUGGUGAUGGUUUUAAGGCAAAACAUAGAAGACAAGGUGCUCUGCUUCCUUCCUCUUUAUCUGCCCAAGACUUGAGAUGUUUAGAUAUCGAAAAAGAGAAAGAAGAUGUGUCAUCCCCUAGAGGAGUUUUAGAAGCCUGCAUUAGAGGAUUGGAAUCUGACACAGAUUCUUCUAAAAACAGCUCCACUGAAAUGGAAACUCGUUCAAAUUCAAGCUGGAGCAGAUUCUUUAAAUUGUGGAAGAACAGAUCGAUCAAGCGCUUAGCCUCCUUCCCUCCUCUUGGGAAAAGCAAAGGCAGGAGUGGUAGAGAAAAUCCAGAAUUCUGUAAUUUAUAUAACUUCAAGAGUUCAUUAGUGAACUUCAGCCUCGCAGAUUUGCAAGCUGCAACCAACAAUUUUAGUCAUGAAAACUUAAUUGGAAAGGGUGGUUAUGCUAAAGUUUACAAGGGUUGUUUGCAAGAUGGACAGCUGAUAGCAGUGAAGCGGCUGACAAAAGGAACAGUAGAUGAGAAAACAUCAGGCUUUCUAUCUGAGCUUGGCAUUAUAGCCCAUGUAGACCAUCCUAAUACUGCUAAGUUGAUCGGCUGUGGCAUUGAAGGAGGAAUGCACCUUAUUUUUCAAUUAUCUCCUCUAGGGAAUUUAGGAUCUCUUCUUCAUGGUUCAAAGGAUAAUAAACUUGAUUGGAGUAAAAGGUACAAAAUUGCUUUAGGAACAGCAGAUGGCCUGCUGUAUCUUCAUGAGAGUUGUCAGAGGCGAAUCAUUCAUAGAGAUAUCAAAGUUGAUAAUAUUCUUCUUACGGAGGAUUUUGAGCCUCAGCACCUUCCAAUCCAGAUUUGUGAUUUUGGGCUUGCAAUGUGGCUACCCAAACAAUGGACUCACCACAAUGUAUCAAAGUUUGAAGGCACAUUUGGGUAUUUUGCUCCUGAAUAUUUCAUGCAUGGCACAGUAGAUGAAAAAACUGAUGUUUUUUCUUUUGGGGUACUACUCUUGGAGCUUAUAACUGGGCGCCAAGCCUUGGAUGAUUUGCAGCAAAGCCUUGUGAUUUGGGCAAAGCCUUUGCUUGACAAAGAUGAUUUGAAGGAGCUUGUUGAUCCUUCUAUUGGUGAUAAUUACGAUACAGAAGAAAUGGAUCGUAUGGUUUUAACGGCCUCUAUGUGCAUUGAGCAGUCUCCUAUCCUACGUCCUCGAAUGAAUCAGGUUGUGAUACUGCUGAGAGGUAAUGACUGUGUCUCAGAUUGUGCAGUAGAAUCUCCAAGACCGACAUUCCAGAGAGCAUACUCAGAAGAGCUCUUGGACAUACAAGAAUACAACUCAACAAAGUAUCUGAGUGAUCUCAAACAACACGAGCAGGUUGCUCUGGGUUAUUGAAAGCACUCAACAGAAUAUUUAAGUCUACUAGCACCACUAGUUCCUACAGAUCUUUUGAAAGCAAGAAAAAGAGGGGGGGUCGUACCUCUAGAUUUUUUAGUUCAGAGGGUCUUAGAAUGUAUUUAGGUGUUCUUUUGUAUACUUCCCGUGUACUAUUUAAUUCGUAUCAAUAUACUU
Juglans microcarpa x Juglans regia is the source of this 1841-nucleotide messenger RNA. Its product is annotated as receptor-like cytosolic serine/threonine-protein kinase RBK2. NCBI's taxonomy places the organism in Eukaryota, Viridiplantae, Streptophyta, Magnoliopsida, Fagales, Juglandaceae. The transcript has 10 exons. Gene Ontology annotation, molecular function: ATP binding; protein kinase activity. The coding region runs from base 216 to 1664 and encodes 482 amino acids. The record is from RefSeq and is a predicted model, not a curated record. Gene Ontology annotation, biological process: protein phosphorylation.